Molecule: messenger RNA, 4240 nt
Organism: Peromyscus maniculatus bairdii (prairie deer mouse)
Lineage: Eukaryota; Metazoa; Chordata; Mammalia; Rodentia; Cricetidae
Source: RefSeq, a predicted model, not a curated record
AUGACGGAAGCCGACGUGGACAGUCCUGGAGAGAGCUGCUGUGAAGGACUCACCCCGUCCUUUUCUGUGGUUUCUCCAGUUCUGGACUUCAGUGACCCCUUCAGCACUGAGGUGAAGCCCAGAAUCCUGCUCAUGGGUCUCAGAAGGAGCGGCAAGUCGUCCAUACAGAAAGUUGUCUUUCACAAGAUGUCCCCGAGCGAGACCCUGUUCCUGGAGAGCACCAACAAGAUCUGCAGGGAAGACGUGUCCAACAGUUCCUUUGUCAACUUCCAGAUCUGGGACUUCCCAGGGCAGAUUGACUUUUUUGACCCUACCUUCGACUAUGAGAUGAUCUUCCGGGGAACAGGAGCACUGAUCUUCGUCAUCGACUCCCAGGAUGACUAUAUGGAAGCGCUGGCCAGGCUCCACCUCACAGUGACCAGAGCCUACAAAGUGAAUACUGACAUCAACUUCGAGGUGUUUAUUCAUAAAGUAGACGGUCUGUCAGAUGAUCACAAAAUUGAAACCCAAAGAGACAUUCACCAGAGGGCAAACGAUGACCUUGCAGAUGCUGGAUUAGAAAAAAUUCACCUGAGCUUUUAUCUGACAAGCAUCUAUGACCACUCAAUAUUUGAAGCCUUCAGUAAAGUGGUCCAGAAACUGAUCCCCCAGCUCCCGACGCUGGAGAAUCUGCUGAAUAUCUUCAUCUCAAAUUCUGGAAUUGAAAAGGCAUUCCUGUUUGAUGUGGUCAGUAAGAUUUAUAUCGCAACUGACAGUGCUCCAGUGGACAUGCAGACUUACGAGCUCUGCUGCGAUAUGAUAGACGUGGUGAUCGACAUCUCUUGUAUUUAUGGUCUCAAAGAAGAUGGAGCAGGAGCCCCGUAUGACAAGGAGUCCACAGCCAUUAUAAAGCUGAAUAACACAACAGUCCUUUAUCUAAAAGAGGUGACAAAGUUCUUGGCGCUCGUUUGCUUUGUCAGAGAGGAGAGCUUUGAGAGAAAAGGCCUCAUUGACUAUAAUUUUCACUGCUUCCGGAAGGCCAUCCAUGAAGUUUUUGAGGUGAGGAUGAAAAUGGUGAAAUCCCGGAAAGCCCAGAGCCGGUUGCAGAAGAAGAAAGGGACUACUCCCAACGGGACCCCUAGAGGACUGCUGUAGGGGAGCCGAACCCACGCAUGCAUGUGCAACGAGGGUGCCGAGCCACACGGCGCUACAGGAAGGAAGGGGGAGCCUGGGACACUGACAGAUUUGUUAAGGAAAAAAAUACCGUCUUUUUAAAACAAAAUAAGCACCUCGGAGCAGAAACCUGUACAAUAACAAUAAAGUGAACCCCACUGUACUUUCAUUAUGUAAAUGUAAACGUUUAUGUCGAUAGAAAAAUCCCGUGUGAGAACUGCCAGGAACUGUACAUAUUUUGCACCUUUUUCAUGUUUUUUUCUCGUUGAGGUUAACUUUGAUAAGAUGACUUUUCUAAACUCUUUUCUGUACAUGGUGUCGAGGACGUGCAUACUGUAGUCCAUGUGGCAGUCGGAAAUUAAUCCAAAGUAACACACUGUUAAUGACUUUUUGUAAACUGGGGAAUCUUUGCUACCAAUUAUCGAGGGGGGGAAUCAUUUCUCAGUACAGCAGGAGUGGGUCAGGGCUGGGAGCAGGAAGAACUCCUCCUGUUGGUAAUGAGUUUUGUAGGAAAUGUUAGUGCCAGGCUUACAUCUAAGUUUGUGCCCGCGUGGCCAUGCCUCCCUACUUACGCGUCUUUAGGAAGCUCUUUACCUCAACACAUCUUUGAAGUCACUUUAUUUAGAUAGGUGAUUUCUUUUUGCUGUAUUAUUCUAAUGAACCUUUGGGACCAGAUUUCUAAAAUGAUGCCAAUCAGUAUAAAGAACUAUGAAUGUUGUUAGAGGAGACAGGGAAAAACAGCAUGGAAAUUCUGGAGGUCCUUCUGUACCUGCCCAGGAUGUAGGCCGCUGGCCACUCAGACUAAAUGCACUUGGUGCUUGUGUUUUAUUUGGCUCCUGUGAAUGGCCUGGUGUUGUGCUGUGUUUAAAGUCUUCAUUCAGGACCAGUUGUUGAUGCACCGUGGCCACCGGCGUAGAGCAGAUCUUUGGUCUCCACUAUCGAGUUUAGUCCUUGGUGGCUCCGUUGGUUACCUGAAUCCCGCUUCCAUCUGUGACACUAUGCCUCAUGUCCUCCACCUGCUCCUGCCAAGUUCAGCUUACUACCAACUUGCUCUGCAGGAUGGAAGGCACAGGAAAGCUUGUGGCCAGGGGGAAAGGACAGCCUAAGGUAGAAGUUAGCCGUUGUUUUGUUUGUUUGUUUUUUACAUGAACAGGGAAUUGAGAGUCCUUAAUCUAGCCCUGCACCCAGCCAUUCCAAAGGUUAGCACUGUCGGGUGUGCAUGGCACUAGAAAAGGUCUUUUUAAAGCAGAGUCUCCUGGGGACAUCAGAGCUGCUCUUGCAACUUGUCCCUAAAGCUCAUCUCCUCCCCCCCCACCAAGACAGGGUUUCUCUAUGUGACUGUCUUGGCUAUCCUGGAACUCACUGCGUAGACCAGGCUGGCCUUGAACUCAGAGAGAUCCGCCUGCCUCUGCCUCCCGAGUGCUGGGAUUAAAGGUGUGCGCCACUGCCGCCCCACCAAUCCCACUUUUAAGUGUCAUCUUCCAUCUUCAUGCUUCCCCUUCCCCAAGUCUGUCUGUGUUUGUUUUUAGGGUGUAUGUGUUUUGUUUGAGACAGGGUCUCUAUAGCCCUGGCUGUCCUGGAACUCACUAUGUAGACCAGGCUGUCCUUGAACUCAGAAAUCCACGUCUCAAGUCUCUGUUUCCUCCAAGUGCUGGGAUCAAAGGUGUGCGCCAUCUUGCUAUGGCAGGUCUUCUGAAGCUGGUAACUGAAUGAAAUGGAUGACUGAAGCUGUGAUCUGAGCCCUCCAGUAGUCUGUGCCGUCUUAAGGGGGUUUCUAGUAAUCAUUAAGGCAUCAUGGCUCCUUCCUUACAAUCCCUGUGCAGAGACCCGAAUGAGUUGUUAGGAGCCUGGAGUCCCAGAGAAGUUUCUGUUCUCCUUAAUUUUCAGAGCUAUUCCCUCACAGGUCUCUGCCAACAGGCUGGAUGGAGGUGGGCUGCUCUUAAGAGUAAUCCCACACACACCAGAGAGAAGGAGAGAGAGGAGAGCACACAGUUUGUUUGCUUUUUGGAGACAAGGUCUGAGGUAACCCAGGCUGGCCAAGAACGAUCUCCAACUUCUGAUCCUCCUGCCUCCACUUUCCUGAAGUACUGGGAUUAUGGGGAUACACCAGCACGCUUGGUUUGUACAGUGCUGAGGAUUGAAUCCAGGGCUUCAUGCAUGUUGGGCAGCUCUCUACUAAGCUAGUAUCCUGGCUCCUUUUCUUAGUAGUUUUUACAAAGUAUUUCUCUUUGAACAGACAGAGAAUCGAGUUUUUAAUAAGACUUUAUUUUCAAGAUAAGACACUUGCCUAUCUGGUAAACCACAUAAAACUACCAGGUAGACGUGGAGCUUCCAUCUUUAAGCUGGUUAUAUAAUGGCUUUUUGUUGAAAUGUGCCUUAAAAGCCUAUCACUUCAAGAGCAUGCGAUUCUUUGGGGGAUAGGCAGAAACAAUCCUAUGACCUAGGGCCCACGUUCCUGAUCAUAAAUGCACUCUGUAGUUACUCAUAUGCUAAUACUGACUACUCCCUCAAGCCUUGUGUGACAAUGACCUCCAAAGAUGCAGGAGUUACAUCUGCAUGGUGAGGUUUUUGAGUCUGUGACUAGAAUUGCAACAUAUCUUCACAUUCGUUUUGUGUUUUGUCUUAGGUCCGGGAGUUAGCGUAAUGCAUUGUGCAGAUGUGUGUUUAUGCUCAAGUGUGACAAUAAACAGAAAGGUCAAACUCCUGGCUACAGUGGCUGCACUAGAACAUUUUUGUUUGUUUUAGGAGUUGAGAACGUGAAGAUUUGUAGAGCAGGGCUGCCUGUUUUGCUUUUGGAGUCAAGUGCUUCUGUGUAGUGGCCAGACUGACUCCCCAUCUUCGCUAACUGUGGUCAUGGAGAUUAGUGUGAGUGACCAGGAUGGAGUGCUUUCAAAGGAGCAUAAAUCAAAGCCGAUGAAUAUUUACCAAGUGUUAUUUUGUGAACAUAAUGUAUUUUGGAUCCUUAAAUACGAAAUGACUAGAAGCCACAGCAAUACUGUUAUGUAUGGGCUGUAUGCCAACUCGGUUUACACAGAGUUCAUGAAAACGGGGCUGUUGUGACGAUUAAAAUACAGUGUGCACUCACCAA